This is a messenger RNA of Neohortaea acidophila, 3108 nucleotides long. RefSeq lists its product as uncharacterized. The record is from RefSeq and is a predicted model, not a curated record. Bases 150 to 3092 code for a protein of 980 amino acids. NCBI's taxonomy places the organism in Eukaryota, Fungi, Ascomycota, Dothideomycetes, Mycosphaerellales, Teratosphaeriaceae. The transcript has 2 exons.
AGACGGAGUACAGCCUUUGUCAACAUGAAGUCCUGCCACAUCAUCCCUCGUCCAACAGUGUUGAUGUGACUCGCAAAUCGUCGUUCCGCCCAUCUCACCGGAAACGAUUCCAUCCUCAAGUCGAUCGUCUCAGUCCAGCAACGGGAACAAUGUCUCCGAAAGACAGCGGCGAGCCCUUGCUCGGCCGAGCAGACAUAGCUUCACCACCCGCUGCGGCCAGUGGAUUGAGCGUGGCGGACACAAAUAGUGGCCUAACUCUGAGCAAAAAGAAAUCAUGGUUUGGAGGGCUGGGCAACGCCGUGCACAAGGUGGCAUUGCAAGCAAUGGCGGCGGUGGAUCUUUUCAGGAUUGAUCCCCAGAACAAGUCUGAGUCGGAAGGACAAACUCGAGAUAUCUCCGACGACAAGCCUGACCCUCGACAAUCAAACGACACCGACGCACUAUCAACGACUGCGAUCAAAUCCGACGAUGAGCGAUCUCACUCCGCAACACCAAAAAGCGCAAGGGCAUCGCUACGCCAACACUUGCUCCACCACCCUUCGAAGCGACAUCACAGACAGAGCAGUAUGUUCAGCACUGUCAGUCGACGGAGUGGCGAAGCACUUGACACGGCCGGCUUUGAGAAACUCGAAUCGCCCCCUCUACCAGAAGACUCGCCGAAUAUUUCAAAGCCCAAGUCCAGCAUGGCAAGUAGCAUGGUCAGCAGCAUCAGAGGCCUGAGCAUCAUGCGAAGAGUGCCACACGACCGCGCCCUAGAGAAGCUCACAUCGUUGGAAGACAAAGCAGCAAACAUCCCCCUUCCAUCAUCCCCUAUCAACAUCCCUUCUGCUGCUCCCGCACUGAAGCUAGACCUAGGCCCCACUGGCCUCAUGCCGGCCAAUUUCAACCGCUCACCCGAGGCCAAACGGACGAAGGAGACGCUUGAGUUGACUGAUCCCGCCAACAUCACCACUGCAAGACCCACGUCGCACUUCCUCCCGAUUGGAUCUGCAACAUCAUCACCACAAGCGGGAUCAUACACAAGCUCAGGCAGCGAUCUCCGCCCUUUCACGCCCAGAGAGAUUCUCCAUCUCAAGCUCACUCCGCUGGAUGGAGGCGACAUCAAGCCUGCCCCUGGGCCUCCGACGCCAAUGCCCGGCACCAAUAUGCCUCUGGAGCUUGAUGGUACCAGUGAGGAGCCACCGUCGAAGGCCCAUACAGCCAACAGCAUCGACUCAGACCGCUGUCAAAUGUUCGAGCGGAGCGUCACACCGAUCGAUGAACCGAAGCGCAAAGAAUUGCGUCCCAUGGCUUCCCUCGAUGCAAUGGCCGAAGCGUGCACUCUCGCUUGCACUGAAGACGACACCAGAGCCGAUUCGGAAUCCUCUCUCGUAACGCAAGACGGCAAACCCGAUUCCUCGAAGCUCAUCGCCCCGCCCCCUUCGCGGGUCAUGACUCCUCGACGUAAUGCCACUUGUGACGCAAGUCUCCCCGCUUGUCCAUCGGAUAUGGAAGAGCUCAGUCGCCAGCCGGCGAAUCAGCCGAAUGCCACCAAUGUCCUGCCGGGAGAUGAAUGGAUGGGUGAUGACGAUCCAUUUGCUCCGAGGACCAGCGGCGACGGCGUUGGACCUCCUUCACCGGAUCGAAGGGUCCUUCUGCCGUUUCGACCCAAGGAUCCGAGUCCGGAAAAGGAUCAGAGCAUCGCCUCCAUGGUUGAGUGUAGUCCACAAGAAGACGCACUUGGCGAUAUGAAGCCCGAAGCACAGCUGGAGUCUGAGAGCCCCGCUGAAGAAACACUAGCCGCUCAGUUGCAGCUUGAUGAUUCUGUUGUUUUGCAGCUGGUCCAGGCCUUGGAGCUGGAAGGUGCUGCAGAAUUGACAGAGGAAGUUGUUGCCGACGAUGGUGGUGUCGGAGAGCACGAUGCUCUACCAAAGGCGCCACUGCAUCCGGUGGGUUUCACCUUCUUCCCGAGCACCGAGAGCGAAGAAGCUCCUCAGGAAGAGGGCUUGUCUCCACACGGUGGUCCCCUGAGCCCUCAAUGGCUUGACAGCGAGAUGCCUACUUCCGACCUGAACCCAUCUGCAAACAUCACCGAAACAGCAGACAUUACAAACAUCAACACUGCCGAGCACAAGUUCUCCUUGACCAAUUGGAUGAAUGACAUACCCUCGGAAUGCCCGCCUCCAGAUCAGCCUCAUACGCCAUCACGCCGUCAGCAGAUGGACGCGAGCGUUGACUCCUUUCCUUCUGUGGAUGCGGAGAGAGACACUCCGCCGAUCAGUCCGCGUUCCAGCGAUACAGCCGGCCGGACGCCGAGUAUGGGCGAGAGGAUCGAUUUCGAUCUCGCUCGGUCUGAGAGAAACGGUCGCUAUAACGCAUUGUUUCACGAAGUAUCCGUGGACGGCGCUGUGGACGGAGAAGAAGUCUGGAUCGGACUUGAUCCUCAGGAUGAGGACAGGGAUGUGCUGGAGGCUGUUGAUCCCGAGGAGGACGAUAUUUCCCGCUCAAAACCGUCGCCUCGGAAGGAUUCCAAAGUCUGUCCGGAUUGGUUACGAGCAUCGUCUCCUCUUCUUCCAAAGUCGGUUGAGACGAACGAUGUGUCUCGCUCACCAGAAAGUUGCGACGAGCAUUCUAUCGCAUGCGAGCAGCAUGACAAUGGGGCUCCUUCGUGGUUGAAGAACGACGUUGUCUCCACAACACCCACCAAGACUCCGGAAAUCCUACCCUCCACUCCGACAGAAAGGCCCUCGAAAUCUCCCGGCCCUCCUCAAGCUUCUACGUCUUCAGCCGCCAUUUCCACUCGCUUGACAGUCAUGGACCCCUUAGGCGGCCAUCCAGCCAUCAAUCUCGCCGGCCACACCCCGGAGACGACUCACUCAUCCACCGACUCACCUAUAAUAUCUUCGCAUCAUCCUACAGGCACCAUCGGACAUCGAGUCACUUCUGCCGAUACAUUGGACGACACGCUGGAUCUCCUCCAAUCAUCUCAAUGCGGGUACGAAGGAGAUGAGAGCAGUGCUGUUACUUCCCCUUCGCCGAAGAAGAAAGGGACGCCUGCUAGGUAUCGCAGUGUGGGGAAGAGGGCAGGGGCUGGACGUGGAUAUGGAUUUUGAGGAGGGGAUGUGGUUU